Ceratitis capitata (Mediterranean fruit fly) is the source of this 898-nucleotide messenger RNA. Its product is annotated as ATP synthase subunit s, mitochondrial. The transcript has a single exon. Lineage: Eukaryota; Metazoa; Arthropoda; Insecta; Diptera; Tephritidae. The record is from RefSeq and is a predicted model, not a curated record. The coding region runs from base 70 to 723 and encodes 217 amino acids.
AUAAAACAAUUAAGCCAUAUGAUUUUGACAUUUUCAAAACAAAUGUAGAAAUAUUAUAUUUUAGACGCAAUGGUUAUUUUACAAAGAAUAUAUCGCACAAAUUUAAUGUAUCAUUUUCAACGUGCCACAAUAGCUGCUAUCUCCGGACGAGCCAGUUAUGAGCUGAAAAAAACUUCCACUAUCAACUUGCAGAAUCGUUCAAUCUGGGGUUACGUAGCGAUAGCAUUCAACAGAGUUGAUAAGGAUCGUCUCUCCAAAGUGGGUCCAGAUCGACUUUGUUCAGAAUGGAUUUUAAAAAAUGGCGGCGGAGUUGGCUUGGUAGGUAUGCAAGGCAGAAUUGUAAAGAAUUACAAUAGCCUGCCACCGGAAUCAGUGAAAUUCAAUGUAAAAGUCGUCGAUGCCAGUGAUUCAUCUAUUAUGAAAAUAGGUCUUGAGCAUUUCGCUGGUUGUCACCACAUAGAUACUGUGGUCUUUCAUAACUGUAAACAUCUCGAAGAUGGUGGACUCGAAGGUUUAACACAUUUAAAAAGUACACUAAAAAGGUUACAAGUUUCUGGGUGCUAUAAUCUGAGGGACGCCUGUUUGGAUGUAAUAUCUCAAUUAACUGCACUUGAACACUUGCGUCUGUUCGACUUGAUAUACGUUAAAGAUAUACAAGGCGUGGCUAAGAAACUUCAGAAGGAAUUGCCAAAUUGCAAGAUCGAGGCCAUCACUUCCAAAUAGAAUACAAUGUUUUCGUGGUAAAAGUGAUUUUAAAUUAUUUUACAAGGACUGGAGUUUUUGAAAUAAAUAUUUUCAAAUUAAAAAAAAUUAUUUAAUAUUUAUAGUUAUAGUCAUUAGUCUAUGAAGGCUAAUAAGUAAAAAGCACCAAUAAAAACUCACUUACUCAACUGAUUAA